CCGAAAUACACGAUUAGAUCCAGGAUUCCACGCGUCUGAACCAUGAUCAGCCUGACGAUACUCCUGGUCCUGGCGGCCGCGGACCAUCUCGCAGGGCACCAAAUAUCGACUGAGGAGCAGUCCCAGGUUCUCCAUCGUCUACUCCGACAAGCUGCCGACGCGAGAACGAAACGUCAGUCUCCGUACAUUCCGUUCGACAAGGACCUGCAGAGGGUCCAAACGGACGGCCCGCACAAAUUCGUGGCCCCCGGGCCGGGGGACCAGCGCGGCCCUUGCCCCGGGCUCAACGCCCUGGCCAACCACAACUACAUCCCGCACAACGGCAUCGCGACCGUCGACCAGUUCAUCGCGGGCACCUACACCGUCUUCGGCAUGGGCGUCGACCUCGCGGUACUCCUCGCCAUUUACGGUGCGGCCUGUUGCGGGAACCUUGUUUCCUGGAGCAUCGGCGGGGCCCCCCGCGGUCUCAGUGCCCUCGGCCUUCUCGGACAGUCUCAAGGUCUCUCCCACAGCCACAACAAAUACGAGGCCGACAACUCCCCGACCCGCGGCGAUCUCUACCUCUACAAGGAAGCCGACGACCUCCAAAUCAACCAAUUCCAGCAACUGAUCGACCUCGCGAACGCGACCAACCCCAACUACGACCUUUCCAAACUCACCCCCUUCCGCGCCCAACGGAUCGCCGACAGCAUCGCCACGAACCCCUACUUCUUCUACGCCCCCUUCAUCAGCGCCAUCGCGGGCCCCGCAUCCUAUACCUUCAUCUACCGCUUCAUGGCCAACAGGACCGCCGAGCACCCCGAGGGGAUCCUAAACCGUCGCGUCUUGAUGUCCUUCUAUGCCGUGAGCGGGACCUCCGGCAACUUCACCUACAGGCGCGGCUGGGAGCGCAUCCCCGACAACUGGUACCGCCGCGCCAUCGGCGACGAGUACACCAUCCCUUUCUACCUGGCAGACGUCGCCGCAGCCGCGAGUCAGUACCCCCAAUUCCUCAGCGCUGGAGGCAACACCGGCAGGGUCAACACCUUCACCGGGAUCGACGUCGGGAACCUCACAAACGGUCUCUACAAUCUCCAAACCCUUCUCGAGGGUGACAAUCUACUUUGCUACCUCUUUCAAACCUUGGAAGUGGCAGCUCUAGACGUGGCUAAAAGGGUCGUUGGGUUUGUUGUCGCUCCUGUGAGGGCUUUGAUAAGGAGGGUGGUAGGGUAUGGUGCCGAGGGUCUCACGUGUCCGCAGUUGGACGGGCUGUAUCCGUCGCUGCUCAGUUCGCUUCCUGGUUAUUCGCAGCUGCGCCCGGACGGAUCUUACCCCCCUCGCUCGCAGGUUGUCAGGGGUAAGGGCUUCGGAAAUGCCACCGGGGCUGCUGUCCCUGUCAAGUAUGAGCCGCCGAGCCAGGGACUCGAACGGACGACCUCUCAACUGUGGGAGUUCAUUCAAGGGAGCACCAUGGGAGCGGCAAAAGCGGAUGGAAGUUGGCGAGACUCCUUCGACGAGCAACGUCGGUUCGACGGGAAGCGCUCCAUACUCUUCUCACGCGGCUCGGGGUGAGUCCGAUGCAACGGGUCAAACACGAAGAAAGAAGAAUGGUUGCUCCUGCAAUGCUCAUCGUGGAUUCCGAAUCUUAUCCACUUUCCUGGUCGUAGUUACAAUUUUACUUUUUUCGUGAGAAUACU
Bemisia tabaci is the source of this 1676-nucleotide messenger RNA. RefSeq lists its product as uncharacterized. Gene Ontology annotation, molecular function: peroxidase activity. Lineage: Eukaryota; Metazoa; Arthropoda; Insecta; Hemiptera; Aleyrodidae. The record is from RefSeq and is a predicted model, not a curated record.